Messenger RNA from Melanotaenia boesemani (Boeseman's rainbowfish), 1754 nucleotides. Its product is annotated as alpha-amylase-like. Gene Ontology annotation, molecular function: cation binding; alpha-amylase activity. The record is from RefSeq and is a predicted model, not a curated record. NCBI's taxonomy places the organism in Eukaryota, Metazoa, Chordata, Actinopteri, Atheriniformes, Melanotaeniidae. Gene Ontology annotation, biological process: carbohydrate metabolic process. The transcript has 9 exons. Bases 16 to 1554 code for a protein of 512 amino acids.
UCAUCAAGGGAAAGCAUGAAGUUGUUCAUUUUGGUCGCCCUGCUUGGGCUCAGCCUCGCCCAGCACAACCCCAAUAUCAAGAAUGGAAGGACAGCCAUCGUCCACUUGUUUGAGUGGCGCUGGGCCGACAUCGCUGCAGAGUGUGAGCGCUACCUGGGUCCCAAUGGCUUUGGUGGUGUUCAGAUCUCUCCUCCAAAUGAACACAUUUUGGUAGACAAUCCCUGGAGGCCCUGGUGGCAGAGAUACCAGCCAAUUGGCUACAAUUUGUGCUCCAGAUCUGGCAGUGAGAAUGAGCUGAGAGACAUGAUCACCAGAUGCAACAAUGUUGGGGUCAACAUCUAUGUGGAUGCUGUCAUCAACCACAUGUGUGGAUCUGGUGGUGGAGAAGGAACCCACUCUUCAUGUGGAAGCUGGUUCAGUGCCUCCAAGAAGGAUUUUCCAAGUGUCCCAUUUUCCUACUUGGACUUCAAUGAUAACAAAUGCAAGACCGGCAGUGGAGAGAUUGAAAACUACGGUGAUGUAAAUCAGGUGCGUGACUGUCGUCUGGUUGGCCUUUUGGAUCUCGCCCUUGAGAAAGAUUAUGUUAGAGGAAAAGUGGCCAACUUCAUGAACAAGCUGAUUGACAUGGGCGUAGCUGGAUUUAGAGUGGAUGCCUGCAAGCACAUGUGGCCUGGUGACCUGGAUAAUGUUUACCGUCGCCUUAACAACCUCAACACCAAGUGGUUCCCUAGUGGUUCCAGACCCUUCAUUUUCCAGGAGGUCAUCGAUCUUGGAGGUGAGCCCAUAUCAGCAAAAGAGUAUUACCAUCUGGGAAGAGUAACUGAGUUCAAAUAUGGUGCCAAACUGGGAGAUGUCUUUAGAAAAUGGAAUGGCGAGAAGCUGUCUUACACUAAGAACUGGGGAGAGGGAUGGGGCUUCAUGUCUGAUGGCAAUGCUCUCGUCUUUAUUGACAACCAUGACAACCAGAGAGGUCACGGUGCUGGUGGUGCAUCCAUCAUUACUUUCUGGGACUCCAGACUCUACAAGAUGGCUGUUGGCUACAUGCUGGCCCACCCUUACGGAGUCACCCGGGUCAUGUCUAGCUAUCGCUGGGACCGCAAUUUUGUGAAUGGAAAAGAUCAGAAUGACUGGAUAGGCCCUCCCAGCAACAGCAAUGGAGCCACCAAACCUGUUCCCAUCAAUCCUGAUCAGACUUGUGGAGAUGGAUGGGUGUGUGAGCACAGAUGGCGUCAAAUUAAGAACAUGGUCAUUUUCCGUAACGUGGUCAACGGACAGCCUCAAGCCAACUGGUGGGACAACCAGAGCAACCAGGUUGCCUUUGGACGUGGAAAUCGGGGUUUCAUUGUUUUUAACAAUGACAAUAGUAUCCUGGAUGUGACCCUGAACACUGGCAUGCCUGGUGGCACAUACUGCGAUGUCAUUUCUGGCCAGAAGGAAGGAAGCCGUUGCACCGGGAAGCAGAUCCAAGUUGGUGGUGAUGGUCGUGCCCACUUCAACAUCAGCAACAGUGAAGAGGACCCAUUUAUUGCUAUUCAUGCUGAAUCCAAGCUGUAAACUGUAACUCAAAAUAAAUUUCACUUCAGAACUUAUGUGAUGAUUUGGAUGUUAAUUAAAUUAUCUUUGUGGUUCAUAUAAACCAGCAGUUUGAGAGGAUGAUGGAUGAUUAACAAAAAGUAGAAAUGUACACCACCAUAGCCGUAAAUAAGCUCAAUCAAUUUCUAUAUCAUUUUCUAUAUCAAUUUACCAAAGUUAAA